AUGUUCUCCCCACCAAAGCGGCGCAAGACCAGCGCGACCACUGGCGUCGCUGUGGGCGCGUCGCAACAUUCUGAAGCACAUGAAGGCGCGCGCGCGUCAGGCCCGCCGUCCUUCCAGUCUCCGACAAGGUCAAGCCUGGCGCGGUCCCACCCCGACGUGCUUGAACGCGCGCUCAGCAGAUCACCGACACGACGACCGACCAGCAGAGGGAACCAAAAUGACGAAUCCGAGCAAGCAGAAUCAAGAGUCGGGCUCCGUGACCGCAAGGCUCUUCGGCCGUCGCUGAAUGCCACUGCUAGCCCGAUGACUCGACCCAGAUUGUCCGGCAGCAUGGCGGGCUUGUCACCCAGCAGGCGCACAAGCGGAAUACAAUCAUUUACACAACCUCCACGUCGGGUAUCAAAAAAGAUUGGUCCUUCAGACUUGUUCUUUGGAACCCCGGUUCGGAGGCAGACGCAACCGAGUGAGCAGGCUCUUGCAAAUACCCCGGAAGAUCAAUUGGCGUCGGAGCUAGGCAAUGUCACAAGAGAGUUACAGAUGGAUACAGGAUUGGACGGUUCGCUCAUGGGCGAAGAUCCUCUGGAACCAGACCUCCCACCCACUCCGACCGAACUUGGCCUAGAGAAGGCUCCGGACCGACCCAUGGGGCUGCUGAGCAGUAGUCCAAGCAUGCGACAUGAACGACAAAUGAAACGAAUUGUGGAUCCCAUCAAAGGCAGCCCGUUGCGGUCCUUGAAUUUUCAAGUACUUGGAGAGCAAGACGUGGAUGCCGCCGAGCUAGCGCUGGACGAUGAGCUUCCAGCAGCUGUGGCCAAGAAACAAAAGUCACGCAGGAGCCUCACCGCUGAAUUGCGGCAACUCGAAAACGAGGUUGCAGAGAUGGAAAGGUGGGCAGGCAAAAUCGAGACAGGCAAGGGCCUAGAAGCCGACCCGGAGGGACUAAACAAAUUCCUCUCAAUGAUCACCUCCGAGGAAGCCUCGCGCACGAGUCUACCUGUUCCUAAGCAAGCCCCUACAACGACAUCGUCUCUUCUUUCCACGCUCCUCCCAUUCUCUACCAAUGCUCCUCGCCUAACCCGCCCGACUUCACCGCUACCAACCAAUCCAUUUGCCUUGCAAGAUUCCUCUCAAACACGGCCAUACCUUACAGCUUUUGCACCACUAUCACUGAAUGCACGUACCACCCGGACAGGGUCCUCCAGGACCAAGAUCCUCUCUGAAACACAUACCUUGACCUUGACUGCACCGUCACCAUUUCCAGCGAAUUUAUAUAAUGUCGCUGUCGUCUAUGCAACGGACCCAGAGGCGCAGUCUGUGACCUCUGUGUCUGUGCCCACCAGCAGUGACAGCAAGAAACGGAGGGUGCCCGAAGUUUUGCGCCGAUGGAUUGACCGUCGCCUGGCGAACCCGCUCCUUCAACUCGACAUCUCCACCCUAUGCUGGGGAAUCAACCGGUACUGGGAAGCAUCGGUGGCACGCGCUCGAUUAUGGGCCCAGCUUGAUCACAAAUACAACAGCGGAACUUCUGCGCGCAGUAGAAAAGACACGCCACCAGCAACCAGAGAUGGAGUCCUCAGCUUCUCUGAACUUCGACAGCUAAUCCCACACCUCGAACGCAGUACAAUGGUCGUCAAAUCGAAAUCCGGUCCCAAAGUGCUCCUGGCAUACAACUUGACGAUCGACGACUGGACCGGGGAGCCGCAGCUACGGCCUGAAAUUAGUGUCUCCGAUUCAGGUGCCAAUGGUGGCUCGAACAAGAAAAUCAACCAGGAGGCUAAAAAGCUUUUCCAUGCUCUGUUGCAUGAAAAGGGUGGUUCACCCGUGCCAGGCGUGGAGGGAGGAGUUCAUAUUGAUGCAGUCCUACGAGCAACCGAAGGCGCUUUGGGGGCUUUGUUUGGUAAUUCUUGA
Penicillium lagena is the source of this 1908-nucleotide messenger RNA. RefSeq lists its product as uncharacterized. The transcript has 2 exons. Bases 1 to 1908 code for a protein of 635 amino acids. NCBI's taxonomy places the organism in Eukaryota, Fungi, Ascomycota, Eurotiomycetes, Eurotiales, Aspergillaceae. The record is from RefSeq and is a predicted model, not a curated record.